Electrophorus electricus (electric eel) is the source of this 4389-nucleotide messenger RNA. RefSeq names its product MAF bZIP transcription factor K (gene mafk). Gene Ontology annotation, biological process: regulation of transcription by RNA polymerase II. Lineage: Eukaryota; Metazoa; Chordata; Actinopteri; Gymnotiformes; Gymnotidae. Gene Ontology annotation, cellular component: nucleus. The record is from RefSeq and is a predicted model, not a curated record. Gene Ontology annotation, molecular function: RNA polymerase II cis-regulatory region sequence-specific DNA binding; DNA-binding transcription factor activity, RNA polymerase II-specific.
AAUGUUGAUACAUUGUUGUUGUUUUGUAGUUAAUUUAGUUCAGCGUUACAUUUCGGUUUGAUUGCAGGACACAUAUCUCAUUUGCGACAACAUAUACUGACCUGUUACUUUAGGAUACUUCCCAAGAUUCGCACAUUCCCCGGAGAAAUUCCGCAUUCACAAGACAUUUCUACAAGCAUCUGACCAGUGGUGCACAUGCAGGGUAUGACGACUCACUUUAAAGCGAGCAAAGCUUUAAAGGUAAAGAAAGAAGCAGGUGAGAAUGCACCAGCACUCAGCGACGACGAGCUGGUGGCCAUGUCUGUGCGCGAGCUGAACCAGCACCUGCGCGGCCUCACCAAAGAGGACGUGGUGCGACUGAAGCAGCGGCGACGUACACUGAAGAACCGUGGCUACGCUGCCAGCUGUCGCAUCAAGCGCGUCACACAGAAGGAGGAGCUGGAGCGGCAGAAGGCAGAGCUCCAGCAAGAGGUGGACAAACUGGCGCGGGAGAAUGCCAGCAUGCGACUGGAGCUGGAUGCCCUGCGUGCCAAAUAUGAGGCGCUGCAGUGCUUUGCACGGACUGUGGCCCGUGGCCCACUCUCGCCCGGCAAGGCAGCCACUGCCAGCGUCAUCACCAUUGUCAAAUCGACGAACCACACUGCCAGCUCACCACCGUUCUCCACACCAUCAUAGGAGGUGGGGGCGGGUUCAGGGGGGCGGCCUGCCUGGGCCGACCUGGUUCCAAACCCCCUGUCCUGGCCUGCGUCCACCCGACCCACCACUGAGAAGAAGCUCAUUGUCUGGAUUGAAGGGGGUUGGGAUGGGGAAGCAAGGCUGACUCUGUGCGAUUACCGUAGGCUGCAUUUACCUUUCUUUCUCUCGUAAUUUCUCUGUUUUCAACGCACACACACACACACACACACGCGCGCACACACACACACAUACACACACACACACACACACACACACACACAAACCUACAAACCUUGUCUGUGCACUGUGCUCUAACCCUCCAGCACCGGCAGGACGUACUGCCCUCUUCCCCUCUCUCCACCCACACUGAGACUUGCUGAAGUGAGACUAAGUCCUUGAUGUAACAUGCCACAACAGUCCAUGAUAGCUGAUGCCUGUGGUAUCCUGCACAUCAGAGAUUAAUGAAUCAUUGGAGACCACCAUAGUGUAUCAUUACUAAAAUAGGCAAAAUAUUGACAAAAGAAAUCUUUUGACAUCUCUGUCUACAACUGUUAAAAAGAUGUUUUAUUAGCUUUUUAUUUGGACUUUAUAAUGCUUCCUAUUUUGUAUAUGGAGAUAAAAAGGUUUUUAGCACUGGUGAAAAACCACUGAAGAAAAGAAACCAGAGAGGAAGUUUUAGCAAUUGAAAGCAAUGUGAUUAUUUCUCGAAUAAUGUUUUCUUCAUCAAGGACAAACCCUUUGUGCAGUUUAAACUGGGACAAUGGAAUGGAAUGAACUAUAGGAAAAAUGCCUACUAGCUUAUACUCAGCCUCUUUAGUAGAGGAGGUUGCUUGAAUAGCACUUAUUUUAGUGUUAAACACAGUUUAACAUUACAAAAGCGCUUAUAAAGUAGUCACACGUGACUAUUCUGGACGAAGAAAUCAUAGGAUUAUCUCAAACAGGGCACAUACACUUACACUGACUAGGUUACCUUUUUAUUAACUUAUAAGAGCCCUUGCAUUAUAUCCACUGAUAACAUUUGUGAAGGGGAACCUUUUUUGUUGAUCUUAAAAGAAGAUACACUUGCGCUACCAGAUUUGUUUCUUGUCAGCACCAUAAUAAAUGUUAGGUAAUCCAUAUUGGAUAUUGAGAUAACGGGAGCUGUCUUGAGAAAGUAAAGCAAGUCAAUUACUACCUGUAUAUUACAGAAGAUACAGCCUAAUGAAAGAAACAUUGUCAAGCUGAAUCUCUCUCAUUCAGUUUUACAAGGAGAAUUCUGUCCAUUUAGAAAGCAUUCCUACUGCCAGUCCCACGAGGCCCCACUGCCGGUGCUGCAAAUCCUGUUUAUGAAUUGCAAAUAAUUUGAAAUUUCGACAGACUCUUGGGUAAAGAGACUCCUGGGUGUUUGGGCUUGCCCCUGCCUGAUUUCCUUUUAAGCACAACAGGCUAUAUCCCUUUCAGAAAGCUAACAUAUUCAAAAGCGCUUGUUCCAGCAGACUGGUUUUAAGUUAUACAGUCUGAAUAGUCUCGUACCCAAGUGGCUAUGACUGUUCCUUCUCCCCCAGUGAGUUGGAUCCCUGUGGUGGCAAGCCCCAGGGGAGGACAAUGCUGCUGUGUAGUCUGCUGCUAGACCAGGCUCAGAUGUUGCUCCUGUGCUUUUAGCAUAUGUAUGGUUCUGAAUAUCCCCCUCUUCUUGUUGUUGUUGUUGUUGUUGUUUUUUAAACACCUCUUUAUGUCCAAAUGCUCUUUGAUAGUUUGUUUGUUUUAUAUUGUUUCUGUGUGAUUUUAUCUUUGUAUUUUAUAUGGUUUAGGGCACGGAGUAUGUACCUUGGGAUUAGUGUGACUUUGUGAUGGUUCAGCUCACUGAUUUACUGCUUUCAUUUCUUCCAGCUGCAAACUGAAUUCUCUAAAUUCUGACACAAUAGCAAUCCUGCUUUAAAAUCCUGCCUGCAGUGAGCGCAUACCUAACUCAUCCACUCAUCAGUGUUUUAUGGUGAUCCAGUGCUGGAAGUUCACAAAGAUGCUUUUGUAGAUUUUGUCACCAUAUACAUAUUGUAAAAAAAAUGCAUAACUUCAGUAUUCACAGGUGGUAAGACACUUGUGGUUGGUUCUAAACUGACAGACAGCAUUUCAAAGGAUGUUAACAAUGGUUAACAACACAGAAUACUAUAUAAAUGUCACAACUGCUCUGUUUUACAUUUGUCAUAACCAUAGAUGUAUUUUUCACUUUUUUUAUUUGAGGCUUUGACCACAACGGCGCUGUGAAACCCCCCAGAGAAUUCCCCAGUCCCAUGUCCGUUUUUUUUCAGUUCCUAUUCUAUUGAAGUGAUUCAUUUCCCCAUGAGCUCUUAUUAUUACGUCCUCUUUAUGGAUUGCUGUUUAAUUUUAUCUUUCCCAAUUUAUUUACCAAUUUUAAAGAAAACUGACAAAACAGCUGUUUCUGUGCUUUAUACUGACAUCAUGGUGGUGAUGUUUUGAAAUGCUGUGACAAGUACUGGUGAAUCCAAGACACUGCAUAUCUUUUCUUGGACAAAUAAGGCAUUGUUUCUGUUAUGGACCACCAGAGUAAUAACUGUGUUCUUUCUUUCAUCAUGUUAAAUAGAUUAAAUAAAUCUUCAAUUAUUAGAAAGAAGACCAUAAAACCCCAGUUCACUCUAAUUGGGCUAGAUCAUCCAGACAAGGAUGUGUGCAGCUGUGUAAUGGUUUUAGAAUUCUGUUGGCCAGUUUGGAUAAAUGCUCAUGGUUGCUGCACAUGGUCCAAUCUCUGAGAGAGUAAUUUAAUUGCUGGAGAAAGGACAUUAACCUCCUGUAAAUUCCUUGAAUUCUUGUGUCUGCACAAAAAAAGGCAGUCUCAUAGUCUGCUGGACAAAGAUGCACUCAUUGCUACCAGAUUCCACCUACAAGUCCCUUUCCAUUUCUCUCCUAGCAUAAUUCAUGGUGAGGAUAACAUCUUGACUAAGUGGGUACCUUUUGGUGUAAUAUUCUGUGUAUGAUGUAUGUUGCCUCUAUGGCGAAACAGGUUAAAUUAUUCUAUAUUUUAUAUAUGACUAUGUUUUUGAAAGUAUAUAUUAUAUAGGCGUGCAGUCAGUCCUUAAAGCUAUUUCCCACGAACGCACACAGGACUUUUAAGCAAUACUCUUGAACACAUUUGCCUAUAAACAUAGAGCAGAACUCCAUGAUGUAAUGUAUGCUGCUCCAAAUUAUUAUGCCAUUGUCACUAUUAAGCAUGGAUGAACAGGUAGUGGGGGGGAUGUCAUGUUAAUUGUGUUUAAAAUAGAACCUGUCAGGAGUUUGAGUUUAGCAUCAUUUAUGUACUGUAGGAAUGGCUGUGUCAGCAGAGUAUUUUAAUAGGCAACUGCAGACAACAGAGAUUAGUUCUGGUAAGUCCAAGAGACAUAAAUCUAGACUGCUUUAUAUCCAAUAGUGAUUGUAAAACAGACAAGCUAGGCAGCAAACCUAGGCUUAGAUUAAUCACGUCAUGAUUUGCAUCAUUAAUCUGUUUAUAUGCAUUACUUUUGAUAUUUAUUUUGAUUUUUUUUCCCCAACCUCUAAAUUAUUUAAUUUACAUUCUUGUAUUUACUUUUGUUUUUCAAAGAACUACUCUCAUGUACAAAUGAAAUAAUUCUUUUUCCACUCUGGCUGAAUAUAAGGAGGUAAAUUAUUCCUGUACAUAGUAUGCAGUGUCUAUUUUGUACUUUUAAAUAAAGCUUCCUCAUUUAUCGAGGUGUGAAUCUA